This is a messenger RNA of Protopterus annectens (West African lungfish), 999 nucleotides long. RefSeq names its product trace amine-associated receptor 5-like. NCBI's taxonomy places the organism in Eukaryota, Metazoa, Chordata, Ceratodontiformes, Protopteridae. Bases 1 to 999 code for a protein of 332 amino acids. The transcript has a single exon. Gene Ontology annotation, molecular function: trace-amine receptor activity. Gene Ontology annotation, biological process: G protein-coupled receptor signaling pathway. Gene Ontology annotation, cellular component: membrane. The record is from RefSeq and is a predicted model, not a curated record.
AUGAAUACAACAAUACUUUGCUAUGAGAAUACCAAAGAUUCAUGCAUCAAGCUUUACAGGUCCAAAAUUGUACAAAUAAUGUUAUAUGUUUCUUGUAUAUUAGCAAUGUUUGUUACUGUCAUUGGAAAUAUGCUGGUAAUAAUUUCAGUUUCUCAUUUUAAGGUACUGCAUUCACCAACAAACUUUCUCACAUUGUCUCUAGCAGUUGCUGAUUGUAUGAUAGGCUUGUUCGUUUUACCUUUCAGUGCUGUCAGAUCAGUUGAAACAUGCUGGUACUAUGGAACAUCCUUCUGUGCUUUCCAUUCUGGACUAGACAUGUUUCUAUGUCUGGUAUCAGUUUUUCAUUUAUGUUGCAUUUCAAUGGAUAGGUAUUAUGCAGUGUGUGAACCAUUACUGUACCCUGUCAAAGUAACAAAUAGAAUUGCAUUUCUGUUUAUAACAGGUUCAUGGAUACUUGCUUUAGUUUAUACAUUUGCUUUGCUUUAUUCAAGAGUUGUCGAAGACAGGAUUGAGAGCUUAGCACCUGAACUCCCAUGUGUAGGGAGCUGUCAGCUUGUGUUUUUGAGACUUUGGGGUUGGAUAAAUUUUUCUGUAUUUUUUAUACCAUGCUUUCUUAUGUUAGGUUUAUACAUAAGAAUAUUCUUUAUUGCAAGGAGACAGGUGAAAAUUAUAAACAGCAUGAAUGAAAAAAAUUCUGUGGGACGUGGCAGAAUAUCAAAAAGAGAAAGGAAGGCAGCUGUAACCCUUGGCAUAGCUGUAGGGAUAUAUGCAUUGUGCUGGCUACCCUUUGUAAUUGACACUAUAAUUGAUGCAUUUUUUAGUUUUGUUACCCCACCCCUUGUUGGGGAUUUCUUAAACUGGACUACUUAUAUCAACUCUGCUUGUAAUCCUAUAAUUUAUGGAUUUUUUUAUCCUUGGUUCAGAAAAGUAUUAAGAAUCAUUUUUACAGGCAAAGCUUUUCAACCGGACUCAUCAUUAAUAGAUCUUUAUCAGGAGUGA